This is a messenger RNA of Trypanosoma cruzi, 339 nucleotides long. RefSeq lists its product as uncharacterized. The record is from RefSeq and is a predicted model, not a curated record. Lineage: Eukaryota; Euglenozoa; Kinetoplastea; Trypanosomatida; Trypanosomatidae. The transcript has a single exon. The coding region runs from base 1 to 339 and encodes 112 amino acids.
AUGCCGUGCGCGCAUGGUGCCUCUGCCUGCUGUGCAAUGCCGACUCGCGUGAACGAGGAACGAGGCAUUGACUGCUGGGGGCCGGCGAGCUCUCCACUCCACUUCCGCACCACCAACACCAACAACGCCUUUUGUACGCGCUUGAUGGCUGGCGGUCGUAACGCUGCCACGCGGUCUGCCUCGGCUCUUGUGUGUCGUGCACGGCAUCGGGACCGCCCUGUGAUGCAGCCACUCGGUAACAGGAGCGGUGCCAGUGGUCGUUUGGCUUUUUGCCGGGAUUCCACCACUCUGCGCGGUGACUGUGUGGGAGGUGGGAGGGCGAUGGUGUCACUCACUUGA